Phyllopteryx taeniolatus (common seadragon) is the source of this 31148-nucleotide messenger RNA. RefSeq names its product spectrin repeat containing, nuclear envelope 2b (gene syne2b). NCBI's taxonomy places the organism in Eukaryota, Metazoa, Chordata, Actinopteri, Syngnathiformes, Syngnathidae. The record is from RefSeq and is a predicted model, not a curated record. Gene Ontology annotation, cellular component: membrane. Gene Ontology annotation, molecular function: protein binding. The coding region runs from base 578 to 29695 and encodes 9705 amino acids. The transcript is spliced from 121 exons.
UCAUGAGUAUGUGACCGUGUUCUUCUGAGCGCGUGUGUGUGUGCGCGCGCACGUAAGUAGGUGUGUGCAUUAUGAAGGUAUGACUGUGCGCAUGUGUGUUUUGUUGUGUGUGUGUGAAAGUUUGUGAGCGUGUGUCCGCGCGUGUGUGAAUGUGAGUCGAUGCGUGUGCAUGUGACUUUGUGUGCACAAAAGGUUGCGUGUGUAUCAGUGUAUGUGACUGUGAGAAUGUGUUUUUGUGCACGUGCGUGUAUUGUGUGUGAGUGUGCGAAGUUUGUAUAUGCACGUAAGCGUGUGUGUGUGUGUGUGUGUGUGUGUGUCUAUAUUUAGUGACGAGUGAAGUGCGGUCGAGGCUUCUUUGGUGUCACCCUUUUUCAGUUGGCCCUUUUCGUCCACCUCGGACCUUCGACAAGUUUGACUCGAGAGCCGCCGAGCUCCGCCGGCACCCGACCUCCUUCGUCCUCGUCUUCCGCCACGUCUCCUCCUUCGAGCCCGGCCGACUUUUCUGCGCGUGGGUCUCCGCUCUGCUGACCUUUGCUACAGAGGGGCCAUGUUGCCACCAGGGCGCCACUGAGCCAAAAUGGCCUCCGACUGCUACGGCCCUGAUGACGUCGCGGGGGGGCCAGGCUGCGCUCCCCUGGACAUUGACAAUGUUCUCAUGCUGCUGCAGGUGGAGCAGGAGCAGAUCCAGAAAAGGACUUUCACCAACUGGGUCAAUGCCCAGCUGGCAAAGAGGAGACCUCCGUGCCAGGUGGCGGAUCUCUUCAACGACUUCCGUGAUGGAUCCAAACUGUUGGACCUGCUGGAGGUGAUGAGCAACCAAUGCAUCCGUCGCGAGCGAGGAAGGGGGACGUUCCAGGACAGGAGCAACAUCGAGAAAGGCCUGGCCUUCCUCCGACAGAAAUCCAUCAAACUGGUCAACAUAAACAUUCCCGACAUCAUCGAUGGAAAACCGUCCAUCGUCCUGGGCCUCAUCUGGACCAUCAUCCUGCAGUAUCACAUCGAGGAGUUGGCCAGCGGACUUUCCUUCAGCUCUCGUCAAUCGUCCAUGGAGUCUCUGGCCAGUCUGGACUCUUGGUCGUCGUGGUCUUCGCGGACGGGCGGCGGCAGUCUGGUCCCCCGUCGAGGAUCGCCGCUCCACGCCCGCUUCAGGCUGUCGGCCAAGAAGGCGCUGAUGCUGUGGGUCCGCGAGCAGUGCCACAAGGCGGGAUGUUCGGUGAACGUGAAGGACUUCAAGGGCAGCUGGCGCAGCGGUGUGGUCUUCCUGGCCAUCUUGUACGCGCUGCGCUGCAACCUGGUGGACCUGUCCGAGGCCGCUCGCAGAAGCAACAAGCAGAACCUGGACGAGGCUUUCCGAGUAGCCGAGCGAGAGCUCAACAUCCCGCGGCUGCUGGAGCCCGACGAUGUGGACGUCCGGGAGCCCGACGAGAAGUCCAUCAUGACCUACGUGGCGCAGUUCCUGCAGUACUCCAAAGAUGCGCCCGUCUCCGAGGACGACGCCAUGCAGACCCAGUACCUGAGUCUUCCGAAAGCAGCUUCCCCCGUCAACCUGCCCGUUCACUACACUCCUGCAAUUUCUGCUUCGCCGCUGCGGCAGGGGAGCCCUGACCGUAAGGCGCAGGAAGUGUCGUGUUGGCUUCUGCAGGCGUACGAGGAGCUGCUGGAGGGCUGGGACUCCACCCAGGGCGAGAGCUACUCUGAGAGAUACCACGUGUUUCAGACGUUUGUGGUGUCCUUCAACGAGCAACGGCGUCCAAUCGUGCCUCUUCUGACCGCCAUGAGACGAAGCCCCACGCUGAGUGAGGAGCAGCGAGCCCUCAGGGAGGCCUGGGACGCCCUCACAGAAAAGCUCCGUGAGUACAAACUGGAGUUGGACGUGAGCCUGCCAGCGCCUCUGGACUCGGUGGCGCACUGGCUGCUAAGAACGGAAGGAGUUCUGUCUGAGGAGGAGGGCGACCCGCAGGACCACAGCUGGGCUGCAGAUCAAGCCAAGGAGAAACAGGAGCAACUCAAGGUGUGCAUAGAGGAGAUGCCCCAGCAGGUGAAGACCUUCCAGGCCUUCCAAAACCAGGACGAGGAUGGAAACAUGUUGGUUCCUACUGAAAAGAUGGAGGAUCUGAAAAGAAGGUUCACCAGUGUGAGAGUGAGCGCCAAGUACCACGGCAUCAAGCUUGAGUACCGCGAGCACCGUCACACAGUUUUGGAUUUGCUGAGCCAGAUCAGGACCAAAGUGAACUUGUGGAAGAGCCCAUAUCUUUCUCCAGAGGCGGUCAGGGUUCUGCUGCACGAGUGGCAUGAGGUGGUCACUAAUCAGGAGCUUCCUUCUAUGCUGGAAGCAGCUCUCCAUAAGUUAAAGCAAGUUUCUGAGAAAUACUCAAGCAAGUCUGCUCUCGCUGCAGACUACCACCACAUUUGUCAACAAGUGAUGCAGCUGGAGGAGGACACUGUGGCCAUCUUGGUGGAGGUCAACUCAGCCAAGAAUACCCUGGGACGGGUUCUGACCACCUGGGACUCCUACAGCGACGGUUUGAGCGCCAUGCAGGCGUGGCUGGAGGACGUCUCGGCCGGACGGGGCUACGACUCCCAAACCAUGGCGACGUCCGAGAGCGUGGCCGAGUGGGGGUCCCGACAGGCUCACCUGAACCAGGUGGCAAACUUCUUGAUGGAGUCGACGGACCCGCAGACCAGCAGGAGCCUGGAGGAGGAGCUGCUUAAACUCAAUGUGGACUUUGAUGAGUUUGUCCAGAGAAAUGCCUUUGACUGCGAAACAGAAUCCAACGCUGACAUCCAGACCAGACCCCGAAACCUUCAGGCUCUGAUCAGGGAGGCAAAGCUUCUUCUCCAAGAGCCUGUCGAGACAAUGUCAGGUCCUUUACGCACCUACAGGAAAAGAAUACAGUUAGUACUGAGGAAGAUCAAAGAAGUGGAUCUGGAGGCUCACGAUUCUUCUCCAGAGUUUCCUGUGGAUCAGUUACAGAAACUGAAGAUGGCCAUGUCUGAUAUAAAGAAGACCAUGUGUGAGGCAGAGCAGGUGUGUGUAGAGUUGCAACACAGUAUUUCAGGUCUUGACAGUCGCCUGGCCGAGCUUCUGCACUGGGAGACUGAGGCCAUGGAGACGUACCAACUACUGAGGGCCACACAGCGACAGCAGCAGCGAGGCCAGGAUCCAAGAGCUCGGGUCCUGAUCUCUCGUGGGCUUCAGCUGGAGGGUCAGGUGGUGACAGAGGAACAAGAUCUUCAGGUGUUGAUUAUGACAAAUCAGAAGAGCUCGCCCAUUCAGUAUAUACAGACCGCCACCAUGCAGGAUCGAGUGCGAGCAGCCUUGUCAAAGUCACAGGAGGCAGUCGGUAUGCUGAGCAGCAUGGGAGCCAGAAGAGACAUAAGCAGGAGCCCCACAGGAGGGCCCCCAUCCAAAGUCUUUCUCCAAGCCAAAAGCAAACCUCAUCAUCAAAGGCAGUCGGACACUAUGCUGUCCACCCGGGAGUUUUCAUCAUCCCUAAUGGAAUUCCAUCCAUCUCAAGAAACAUUUGUGCCAAAGAUAGUGGUUCAGGAAUACAGAGAAGAAAAGAAGAGUUUGCCUCCAUGUAGCUCUGCACAGGAGAUGACACAAGCAGAAGGCCAGACUCAGGUAUGGAAAGGAAUGAGUGAACAACAGCAAACUGUGGAGGACACAUUGAUACCCCAACUGCUAAGCAGAGGAACAGCACAGCAAGAGACAAAGUGUCACCAGCCUCAAGUAGAGGCAAAAGGAGAAGGAGAGCGAAAUCAGAGACAGAAAGAAGUACAUCAAGAGGGGGAGCAUCAACUGGCAGAGAUGAAGGAAUAUAAAGGGGGGCAGUAUGGGUUAACACAUGUAGAGUUUGAAACAAAACUCCAACAUAAAAGUGAGACACACGAGCUGAUUUUAUCAGUAAAGAAACCUCUCAGCCCACAAGAACUUCAAUGUAAAAAGGCCCAGGCCUUGAAGAACCGCCCCUGGCUCCAUAAAAUGGCAAAACAGAACAUUCAAAGUCUCAACAAGAAUUCUGUACAAGAACCAGUUCAGGCACAGACAGAUAAGGAUGUAGUGGGAUUUAUUCAGGAAGUUCCUCACCCUACAGAAACCUCCAGGAAACAGUCCAAAGACCAAGACAAGUCUGAUAGGAAGGCAACACAACAGAAAGAACAACCACAGCAAAUUCAAAAUCAGCAGAAACAAAAGGGAAAAGAGCAACCAUUUGUAGCAACACAACAUAAAGAAAAUCUAAAUAAGAGCAAUACAAAGGAUCUGUCUCUUGAGCAAAGUGAGCCACCAGUCCACAUUUUGGUUCAGUCACAGGUUCAGCUCCAGCCUUCUCCAGAUGGCCAAGUUGUAGCUGAAGGGCCAACCUGGGCUCAAGUCAGGCCUUUAUCUCCCAUGCAGGACACAAUUCGGCCAUCUGUGCCGUCCCACAUUCAGCUUGGGAGUCAUCCACAGUCCUGGGCCCCUGUCAGGCCGUCCUCCUCUAAAUCCCCAGCACAGUUGGCCCAGUCCCAAGCCAAACCUGAAACGUUGGUUAAGGUUCAACCCAAUGCUCAGCCAAGGCCUCAGGCUGAAAACCAGGCACAGACAAUCCUUCAACAUCAAACUCAUAUUCAUCCACAAACCCAGACUCAGAUUCUUGCCCAUGCAAUGACUCAACACCAUGGAUCCAAUCCUGGGUCCAUGAUACAGGCUCAAACACAAUCCCAGGUACAGACACAACCUCAGAAAUACGCUCAGCAAAUGGCUCAGUCUCAAGCCAAAGCCGAGCCCUUAACAAACGUUCAAAACCAUCCUCUGUCAAAGGCCCAGUCUCGAAAGUAUACUCACUCAGUGACCCAAUCACACACCAAAACUGAAACUAUGGCCCUUAUUCAAACCCCAACUCAACCAAAGAUGGAGUAUUUAAUGCAUACUCAGCCAGCAUCGUCAAGCCAAGCUCAUGGUCAACCAACGUCUCGAACCUUUGCCCAACCAAAACUUCAACCAAGUCCCACACAACAUUUGACUCAAGGUCAACCUGUACUCCAGCCUCGAGGACAUCCUGUGACACAAUAUUACACACAAUCUCAGCCAGCUGUCCAGGAUCAAGGCCAUGCUGCUCCAGGCCAACUGCAUCCAUGGACCCAAGUUAGCAGCGCAUCCUCAAUGUCUACCCAAAAUCAGGCUUCAGUACAACCCCAGUGUCACCCCCAACCUCAGCCCCUUUCACAGCAGUGGGCUCCCGUACAGGAGCCACAAAAUAAAGAUUUUAUCCAGCAAAGGCAUCACAUUCCCCCAGCAUUCCCUCAGCCAAUAUGUCAAGCUCAUUCACAAAUACCACAAUGGGCCCAGGGUAGUCACCCACAAAGACCUCAAAUGGACGACUCUGGGCCUUCUAACAUGGCACAAUUAUAUAAUCAGCCUCAGAUGCAGCUGCACUCUCACACCCAGGUCCAGGCUCACACAUUGUCCCAAAUGGGGCCCCAGAGUCAACAGCAACCCCAGAUACAACCCUACGAUGUGGCUCUGAUGCAGACACAAGGCCACGCUCAGCAACAGAUGUGGAUGCAGGUACCCCACCAUGUACAAACCCACCCUUACCUCCAGUCUCAACAAUGUCCACCUGUUGAACAUCAGCUCCAAACUCAACACCAACUGCGGCUUAACAUCCUCGCUCAUAUACCCCAACAAUUAAACCAAACCAAUCUUCAGUAUCCCACUCAGUCUCAACUUCAACCUUACCUACGAUUACAGUCCCAACCUCACAUUCAGACACAAGUAAAUGUGCAGCCACAUAUUCAGCUGAGCCAGUUCAAGCCUCAGCCGCACCAGCCACCUCCACAAUUUAGACCACUAGCUCAGGCACCAAACCAACCACAGGCUCCUUCACUGCCACCAUAUAUUCCUCAACCACCACCACCCAAGAUGUUGUCAUCAACCCAAUCACAGACACAAUCACUGCUGCAAUAUAAACCUGAACCACAGGUUGCCAAGCAACUUACAAUUAAGCCUUCAACACAAAUGAAAACUCAAUCCCUACCACAAAAUAAACUUGAACCCCAGAGAGCUUCGCAACCAAAAUUUCAGUCACCAAACCAAGCCAAGGCUUUGACACUACCACAUUAUAUGCCUGAACAGGUAACUGCUCAGCCCAAAGUCCAGCCGUCCCCUCAACCCAAGACUCUCUUCCUGCCACAGUAUAAACCUGAACUCCAGUUAACUCCUCAGCCCAAAGUUCCACCACCAACCCAAGGCAGUGCUAUAUCUGUGUCAAAGCCUUCAAUCGAACCCCAGUUGCCUCAACUGAAUAAUCAGCAACCGGUCAAACCUGCAACAUCAUCACCUUCAAGAUUACAACCACAGGUUGAAACACCACCUGAAUUUGAGUCUCAAUCACCACCACAGGCCAACUUCCAGGUCAACCUUCUGCCGCAAUUACAACCUCAAAGUCAAGCCCCUCCACAAUUCAAUGAAAAACAACCCCAAACUCUUCUCAAGUCUUCGGUCUGUGUGCUGCCUCAAUCCCAGGCCGGGUCUCCAGACCUCUGUAUGCCACCUCCAGCCCUGGCCCAGGCUCCUCCCCAAGCCUAUUCUGAGGCCUAUGCCAAGGCCCAGGCUUUGGCUAGGAACGGCUUUGAGGAGGCUAAGCACUGCCUGCAAGAACACAUCCGGGAGGCCAUCAGUGAUAAAUGUCUACCAGCUGAGCAAGCAUUCCUGACAAAUAGUCUGAGGACCCUGGAUCCAGACUUACUGGAGGAAUUCCUGAGAGCAGCCAAAGGCAUGGAGGCCUUCUGUACACCUUCACAGCUCAGAGACAUGGAUUUCUUUACACAGUCUGUCAGGUCUCAGUGGGAGGCUUGCUUCUCAUCCGAGGGCCAAGUUGCCCAAGCAGGCCAUCAAGCGGUGGCCUUACAAGAGCUCUGUGACAUGCUGAGUCCGGAGGACGCCCACCGACUGGCCCACACUCAGCUGAGAGAGUGUGAGAGUAGCUUGGCUGCCAUCCAGCGUCAAUUCAGUGGAGAUCAAGAAGCACCGCUGCUCGAUUCAAGGAUUCCUGUUGUCUUCGAUGUGGAGCGGACUAUACCCAUAGAAACUGCACCAAGUGGCAAACCUCAAAUACCAUCUGAGGUUUCACAAAUGAAACUCAAGACAGCAAAUUCAGAACAAGAGGAGGUUGAGAAUCGCUCAUCUGUUGAAGAAGUCAACAAAAAGGAGGCUUUAGAGAAAUAUGAAAAUUACAAGAAGUCUCUGCAAGUCCAGCUGUCUAAAAAUGAACAGAGCAUCAGAGAUGUUCCCUCAGACUCUGUGACUCUAAAGGGUCUUCACACACGACUACAGGAAAUUCAGUUCCUGAGGCAGGACACAGAGUCUUUGUGGUCUGAGUUUAUAAACCAGUGCUCUCAGUUGAGUGGAAACGCUGGUGUAGAUCAGGAGAAAUCAGAUCUUCAAGACCAGUGGCAGGCCCAACAGUCCAACCUUCAAAGGAGAGGCAGUUUAUUGAGUGCAGCCCUCAGGCAGAUCGACUCCACCGAGAACCACAUGGUGGAUUUCACAGACCGCCUAGACCGUUACCUGAGACAACCCAAAGCCAUCACAGCCUUUACAUUGGCCAACACCAACAUCCUGAAGGACAUCAAGGAACUGGAUGAAAACAUCCAGAGCGAACUGGAUCAGCUGGCCCGCCUGGAGCAAGAAUCUAGCAACCUAGAUCCCAGAGACUGCCUCCCUCUCUCCCGAGAGGUGGAAGCCCACAGAAGCAGCGUGGAUCAGCUCCGCCAACAAGUUCGCAAAAGUGAGGCGGCUGCUCGCGCUUUGGACCGCUUCCUCAUGUCUCUUCGCACCGUAGAGGAGGACAUCGCUGGAGUGCAAGGUGCCCCUUGCAGUGAAGCUGUGGUUCUGCAAGACUGUCGCGCCAAACUGGCUCUGAUCAGGCAAAGUGUGGACAGUCUGAAAGACAAGGCGCCGGAGUUGGAUCUUCUGUUGCAGGGGGCCCGGCUGACCGUCACCAGGAAUGGUUCUCCUGCCUCCUGCCUGGACAUGGUCAGUGUCCUGCUGAACAAACUGGAAGAGGCUGACAGUGGACUGGUAGGGCAACAGCAGAGCCUCAAGAGGGAAACCCACAGCAAAUCUUUGGGCUUGAGGAAGAGAACCCUGUUUGGGGAACUGAGCAAGCUCCAGAACGCCAUCGAAUCUCGAGGGUUGACAGAGGCAACCAUGCCAGCCGUGCAACACAGGUUUCGGGCUCUGUCUGAUUUGGAGGACCAGGUGCAGACUCAGAAUUCAGAGAUCCAAAGUCUCAGGGAACUUCCUGAGUGUCAAGGACAAGGAAGAAACCUCCUCGAGGAGCUGGAGACAGAGUACAACAAGACUCUAACAUCUUUGACUGACAGGAAGCAGCAGUGCAGCAUCCUGAUUGAACUUCUGAAGAAGUUCCAGAGCUGUCGCAGUCAUCUGAAUAGCACAGUGCAGAGAGCCGAGCAGACCAUCGGUGAGCAGGCCUCAUACAUGGGCAAAGACAACCUUCACAAGAUUAUAACCAAGGUCCAGGACAUUAAGAAGGAGCUCAGUGGCCUCAGUGAGCAGAUGGAUGAGAUGAGGGGAGUUUGCAGGCAGCUGCAGUCCCAACUGAAGAAGUUUCCAGACUGCAGGGAGGCACCAUUUGAAGCUGAAGCUGACACACUGAUGGACACCUGGCUGGACAUCACAGAGAAGAUAGACACAUACAUGGACAACCUCCAGGUGGGCUUGGAGCUAUGGGACAAGCAGUUAAUGUUGGGGGGAGAGAUUGACAGCUGGGCGGCCUGCAAACUGGCAUUAUUUGCAGAGAGCCACCCCUUCCACAACCGCCAGCAAGUCUUGGCCAUGAAGGAUGAGAUCCAGGCCUACGAGGAAAACAUAGAACAUUUCCACAAGAAGUCUGAGGAGAUCCAGGAAAUGCUUCAGAGUCACGAGGCUCCACUGGAGCUGCAAGUGAUGGAAACACAGCUGAGGAAGAGGAUGGAGCAGGUGAAGGAGCUGUUUGCUGACUGCGCCGACAUCUUUGAGGAGCUGAUGGUGGUGAAGAAACAUCUUGCCGAAAAGAUUGAGGAGUGCCUGUCAGCUGUUGAGAACAUUCAAUUCUCUGUCAAUGAGGUCCAAACCUCAGAACCUAGGCUGGAGACCCAGUUAAAGGAUCUGUGUGAUGACCUGGAGGUCCAGGAGGAGCAGGCCGAGUUAGCGCUGAGCGAGAUUGCUCUGGUCUCCAGCGUGGCCAGUUCACAGGUGCUGGAGGAACUCUCGGUGGAUUGCGGACGACUCACAGACGCCAUCACUCGCAUCAAAGACAUGAUCCACCUCAAGAGAGAGGAGAAGGACAAAGGCCUGCUCAAGGUCAUUCAAGAUGAAAGGCAGUCCUUUGAGGACUGGUUCCAGGACCUGCAGUUGGCCGUCAAUGAGUGUUUCGAGAACCCAGAGAGCAGAGCAGACAUAGAAACAUCUUUACAAAGACUCACUGGCUUCUUGAAGGCCAGCGAUGCAGAGCGCCGCCUGGAGCAGCUGAGGGAUCAUCUGGAACGAGGCAAAGCGCAGAUCGAUACUCAGCAGCUGUCUGAGCUUAGUGAUUGGCUGAAGGAGCAGCAUGAGGAGGUGCACACCUUCAAGACUCACUGUUUGAACAGGCAGAAGCAAAUGGAGUCUCUCCACUGUGACUUGAGCAGUUUGCAGACGCAACAUGACAGUUUCCACGAGUGGCUGCAGGGCAAAGAGAAACUCAGUGCAGUGCCUGGCACGGCCAAACAUCUCCUCCAAGACCUCCAGCAUGAGAGCCAAAGAGUGGAUAUCCUCAUGGAGCUGCUGGCUUCAGUGCGCCACCAGGGUGUCAGAGCUGACAGAAUCCUCAAGGACAGUGACAAUGUCAUACAACGCUAUCGAAAUCUGCAGGCCCGGCUGCAGACGCAAGCGGAAGAACACGAUGUCUCGGGUGGUCAGCUGGACCAGUUUGCAACCCAGGCUGAGCACAUCAGGACCUGGUUUAAAGACCUCCUGUGUUCCGUCACCUCAGCCUGUGAAGACCUGUCAUACAAGGAGAUGAGCCUCAAAGCAGAGGCUGUCCUGAGCGCAAAACCAGAGGGUGACACCCAGAUGAACAGGCUUCGACUUCAGAGCCAGAGUCUUUGUGGACAGGACCAGCUGGAGCAGAGCAGGAAACAGGAAGUCCAGCAGUCAGUCCGAAACCUGGAGGACGAGUGGAGGAUAAUCCUACAGGCAGCUGAGGAUGCUCUCAACAAGGCAGAGAUGCAAGCACGCUUGAACCAAGAAGUGGAGGCUCUCAAAGCCCAAAGUGAAAAUUUGCAGUCUUGGAUCAACAAUUUGACUCAGAACCUUCAGUCUUAUGAAUCACUGCAGGAUGUUCUGCUUAGCAAACCUGAUAUGCAGUCUAAGCUGCAGCACCUAAAGGAGCGGGGCCAGAGUCUGUGCAAGAACCUGGACCUGGAUGAAGGCCUUCGCCAUGAGAUCCGGGAUGUGAUGAGAGGUGCAGAGGAACAGUGGAGAUAUACGAUGAAGGCUGCCGAGGAGGCGAAAACUGAAGCCUCUGCCGAGAGGGAGGUUGCCGCUCUCCGAAGCAACAUCGAGACCACACGGUCCUGGAUCAGAGAGCAGAGAUGCAAGCUGCUCUCGGUUGGAACUCAUAUGCCGCUCCAGGAAAGACUGCAAGUUAUACAGGCUGUUUUUUCUUGCCGAGAUGAGGGCGAAUCUAAAGUUCUGGACCUGAAGAGGGAAGCUGAACAUCUGUGGAAGACCCUGGAUGACAGCAGGAAGCCCGAGUUGGCACUGUUGGUCGAAGACACGGAGCAGCAGUGGAAGUCCGUCCUUCAGACCUGCAAAGAGGCUGAACUGCGAAGUCUCGCUGAAGACUUUGAGGCUCAGAGUAAAAACACGAAGUCUUGGGUGCGAGAACGAGAGCUGCAGCUGCAGUCUGUUGGCAUCCACUCGCCACCUGAAGACAGACGCCGCAUGGCACAGGACGUACUGCAGUCCAAAUCUAACGGCGACUGUCAGGUGAACAACCUGAGGAGGCGGGGCCAGACUCUAUUUGACCGUCAGGAUGUGGAGGAGGACCGAAAAUGUGAAGUCCAGCAGGCAGUCCAAGACGCAGAGGAGCAGUGGAGGAAAGUGCUACGGGUCGCCAGACAGCUGGAAGAGGAUGCAGGAUCUCAGAUGAACCAGGAGAUGGAGGCGAGAGACUCGGAGCUAAGGGAAUUCCAAACUGUCCAGCAGGAAACCAGCCACUGGCUCUCAGGCCUUCAACAUCAGCUGGAUUCACUAAGCAGUCAAACCACAGUGCAGGACCGACUACACGCUACACAGACCAUUGUGAGCGCCAAGUCAGAUGGAGACUGUAAACUCCAGGAGCUGAAGAGACGCUUCCAGAGUUUGUGUGCUCAGGAGCUAGAGCAGCCCCAGAAACUGGAGCUUCAGAAGAUUGUACAGGACACCGAGGACCAGUGGACGAGAACCCAUCAGGGUGCUAAAGCAGCACUAGAUGCAGAAGAAAAGCAGAUGGCUCUGGAGCGUCAGCUAAAGGAGCAUGAGGAAGCCAGAGAACAAGUCCAAGCCUGGCUGGAAGACAAGCGACAAAAUUUAAUUUCCCUCCAUUGUUACAAAGAUUCUGAAGUGACCAUAAAAACUGCACAGGCCAUCCUGAGCUCCAAACCGGAGGGAGAUUGUAAGAUGGCCGAGUUGCAGAAACAAAAUAAGAAUCUCUGUGACCGUGAUGACGUGAAAGCUGCCACCCUGAGGGAGUCGGGACAAGCCGUCAAAGCCUUGGACGAGCUGUGGAGGUCGCUGUUGCGUGACGCAGAGAACUCCCUGAACAAAGCCGAGGUUGUUUACUCGCUUUCCAGGCAGCUACAAGCCUUCUUCAGCCAGGCAGCUAGCACUGAAACGUGGCUGGAGGAGCUACAGACGCAGCUUGAGAACAUCGGGAUGGACAUUCGAGGCAGCCAGGCCCAGAUAGAGAACAGAUUGAACACGACGCAUAUGAUCUUAAGCUCCAAAUCCUGUGGAGAGAGUCGAGUGAUGGAUCUGCAGAGGAGAAAACAGAGUCUGUGUGAACACAAGGACUUGGAGGAGGACAGCAGCCUGAAGGUGCGGACAAAAGUCAAAAAGGUGGAAGAGCAGUGGAGGACUGUGUUGCAGGUGGCAGAGAGCAGAAGCAGACAACUGCAGAGUGUCCAGGACCACCUGGUGUCCUGUCGGUACCAGCGAGGGCAGGCUGAGGCUCUCCUGGCGGAACUCCAGAUGCAGACGUCCGAUCUGCCUCGCAUCUUCCCCUGGCCUGGCCUGGGGGAGCGGAGGACGGUGACUGAACAAGCCCACACCCUGCUGGACAGGGGCUCAGCCAUGGGCCCCCUCCUCUCCAAUCUACGCACACAGGCUGCGAAGCUGUAUGAGACUACCCAGGACCCUGACUGGGCUGAUUCUACCUGUGGUGGAAUGGAGGACUCCAUCCCAGUUUUGCUCAGAGAGUUAACUGAGGCGGUGACGAGCCUGGAACACGGAAUCAUGGUGGAGAGACAAUUCACACAGCUGGUGGAACAGCAUGAAGCAGCACAAGAUUGGUUGAGAGAGCAGGUGAAAGGCCUGCAAGGUCCUCCAGAUGACAGACCCGGUCUUCACAGUGCCAUCAACACCCUGAAGGCCUUACUCCAGACCGUACAACGGGAACAGAGAGAGAUGAAGGAACUGGACACCGCCAGAGAUGAUCUGGUCGGCCUCUGCACUUCAGGAGGUCGUGACGCUCUGAUACUGGAGGUCAGCCACCUUUAUGAGCUCUGCGCCAUCUCUGAGCAGGAUGUGAGGGAGCGCCUGAUGGCCUGCGAGGCCCGUCUGCAGGAGCUGUACCACCAGGCGGCCCACAGGACUAAGGAGCUGAAGGAGAGAUCAGCCACCUUGCAGUGGGAGCUGAGCUCUCUAGACCAGGCGCUCGGAUACGCCCAACCGCAGAGUGGCAUCCAUCAGCUGCGACAGCACUGGAACAGCGUGCAGAAUUGUGAAAAAUCGCUCGAGGAGCUCCGUGUCAAAAUUGAUGAGCUCAACCAGGAAGUUGCUGCUGACAGUGAGCUGCCAACAGAAAUAAGCACCACAGUGGACUCUCUGCGCCAGCAACAGGACAGUCUGGAAUCCAGGCUGAGGGAGCAUCAACAAAACUGUUCCACAAACACUGCUCACUGUCUCAGCCAGUCAUUGCAAGCACUGCAGGACUGGAAUCACAGCAAGCCUUCAAAAUCCAUUACAUCUCUGCAGGAGACAGCAGAUGAAGGUGAGAAGUUGCAGGCUCUUCUUCGGGAGGUGUUUUAUCAUCAGCAAUUUCUGAGUGACUGCCUGAACCAGGAUGUGUUUGACCAACUUUCAAAAGAAGGUGCUGACACUCUCAGAGAAGCAGGGACACUUCAGAUGUCUCUAUGCCAAAUCUUAAAGGAACUUACUGAAAAGAAUGAACAAAAAACUGAGUGUCAGCACAUUGAUGAUGUUGAUAUUCAGAUUGAGGAAAUGAAGACAUCUUUGGUUGCACCACCAUGGAAAAACAAACAUUCCCCUGAGAAAAAGUCUACAGUUAAAAUUCAGCCAAAUAUUCCCUCAACAGAGACAUCUACAUUGGAUCAGGAUGACUUGUCAAUUACUUCCAGAUCUGGUGAGCAAACGGAAGUUCCUCUUUUAAAAGAAAUCAAAGUUAUCCCAAAAAUGAGGAAGUCAGAGACCCAGGAAGGCUCCACACUUCUUACGCUGACAUAUGAAACUGUUUGCAUGGAAACUAAGGAGGUCAAAUGUGAAACGUUAGACGAAGGCCAAGAGGAAGUUAUAGAACAAUCUCAGGUUAUCCCAGCCAGAGGAAAGCCAACAUUUGCAGAGACUCCACGGGUAGAGGAAGACAUUGAACAUCAAAUAUCUUUGAGUUCUAAUGACCAAAAUACAACUAUUGCAGAUGAUUCAGACUUUGUUGCCAUGAGAAGUAAGGCAACAGUUCCUUCAUAUUUAACUAUUACCUCUUUAACAGCUCCUGAUUUGAGGCUAGAUCACAAUGACGAGCCAAUUGUGGAAAAGAAAGAAUCUCAUCUCGACGACACUGAAAGCGCAGAAGUUGCUCAAUUCGUCACAGGAAUUAUUGAAUCGGCCAUAAGAGAUGUUGAUUUACUGUCAAAGAAAGAUCCGCUAGAAUUGGAAAGGAGACAAAUAUUUUCAGCUUCACAAGUUGCCACAGAAAUGUCUGAAGGUGUUAUUGUGGAGGAAGGAAAGAUUUCACCGCAUCCAAGAAAGUUCAAGAGUGUAAAGUUUUCUCCACAACUGUCUAAAAAAGAGGAGCCAAUUAUGACAAAAGAAGAAUCUGAUCUGGACCCCUUCAUGAGAAAAACUCAUGAUGACAAAGAACACAGUGUUUGUGAAGAAGCACAGAAAGCUUCUGGCAGUGUGGAAUUUCCUGCCAUUGCUGAAUUUGUCACAGGAAUUAUUGAAUCUGCUAUGAGAGAUGUAGACUUACUAGCCCAGAAAGAUCAGCUCGAAUUGGAAAAGGGAAAAACAUCUUCAGUUUCACAAGUUGCCACAAAAAUUCCUGAAGUUGUGGAGGAAGGAAAGAUUUUACCACCCACAAGUGAGUCAAAGAGUGUAAAGUAUUCUCCCCAACUGCCUAAAAAAGAAGAGACGACGGUGCCAAAAGAAGAAUCUAAUCUGGAACCCGUUGAGGAAAAAACACAAGAUGAGAAUGAAUAUAGAAUUGGUGAAGAAGCGAGAAGAGACUCUGCAAGUGUGGAAGGUUCUGUAGUUGCUGAAUUUGGCACAGGAUUUAUUGAAUCUGCUAUUAGAGAUGUUGACUCACGAUCACAGAAAGAUCCGCCAGAGGUUGAAAGUGUAAAAACAUCCUCAGCUCCACAAGUUGUCACAGGAAUCCCUAAAGUUGUUAUUUUGGUGGAAGGAAAGCUCUCACCACCCACAAGAAAAUCAAAGAGUUUAACGCCUACUCCACAAAUGCCUAAAAAAGAGAAGGCAGGAGUGACGAAAGAAGAAUCUAAUCUGGAACCCAGAAAGGAGAAACAUCAUGAUGAUAAAGAACAUGAACAUGUUUGUGAAGAUUUAAGCUUCCAAAAAGCAAGAAAAGACUCUGGAAGUGUGGAUGAUUCUGCCGUUGCUCGAUUCAUCACAGGACUUAUUGAAUCUGCUGUUAGAGAUGUUGACUUACGAUCACAGAAAGAUCUGCUAGAGUUGGAAAGCAGAAAAAAAUCCUCAGCUCCACAAGAUAGCCCUAAAGUUGUUAUUGUGGCGGAAGGAGAGAUCACACCACCUAAAAGAAAGUCAAAGAGUAUGAAACUUCAUUGCGAAGAAGUCACAGUGUCCAAGCAAACGUCCUCAUAUUCUCGGGACCAAACUGAAACGACAACUCCACAGCCACCCAAAAGAAAGUCAAAGAGCUCAACAGCCUCUCCAGGAAUUCUUAAAAAGGGGCCAAAGAAGACAAAAGAACUUGAUAGACCGAGCUCUCAUGUGGGAUUUGCCAAAACCACUGUAGAAGAAGGUAAAGUGGUGGCAGCAACUGCAGAGCGUGUGAAAAUCUCACCAGAAACUCAGAAACUGCCAACCAGGAGAAAAUCAAAAGAUCAUGAUGUUCCCUCAGUUCCCACUGACACAGAUAUUGCCAUCAGUGAAGGUUUUGGCCCUGAAAGUGGAGUAAAGCCAACAACUGAACACAUUGUAAAAACUACACCUGAUGCUGCUGUUUUUGGGGAUAGAAAGCUAUCACCGCCCAAAAGAAAGUCAAAACUUUUGAAGGUUUCUGCAGAACCUAAGAAAAGGGAAGAUCAAACCAUCACAAAAGAGGAACCUAAUAUCCUAAAAUUCAAAGAGGCCAAGCAUGAUGAGACAAUCUCAGAACCUGUUGAAGAAAGCACCUCUGAGAUGCUUGAAAAUGUGAUGGAAAGUGAUGUCAAUAAACUUGCUGUACUCGCAGAAGAUCAGCCACCCAAAUCUCAGACUGUUACAGAAAUGAGCUUCGCUGAACAAACCAUGAUACCAAUGCCAACUGUUAUUGAGUUGGAACUGUUAGAAACCACAAGGGAAAGACCUGAAGAGGCCAAAGAUCACAAAGUUCUACUAAAGGUUGGUGUUGAGGAUGCCAACACAGACCUAGAAAAUACAUCUCUGGUUUUAGAUAGAAUCCCAGGGAGCGCUGAUGUGAAUACUUUAGAACUGAAUGUACAGGAUGAAAACCCUUCUGCUGUGAGCAACACUGAGCAGCGAGAUAUGGUCCAAGGGCAAACGUCUGUGGUUUUAGCAACACUUCAGCCAAAUGUGACAGAAUUGAUAGAAAUUGUAUUAUGUGAGAAGGCCGUUGAAAAGACAUGCCAGACUGAGGCUCUUGAGGAAGUUUUGGAACUCAACCAGGAAGGAUUGACUGAAACAGAGGAGCAUGAAGCCUCCAAGUCUACAGAUGCUUUUCAAGAUACUCCCAUGACAAUUCACAUGGGGCCUGAUGUGCAUCUUCUACAAGUAGAGAUAAGAGCUUGUCAAGAGGAGCAAAAAAACAAACUAGAAACAGGAAAAAAAGAGAAAUCUACAACUGAUAAGUCACAAGUAGAAAAGCAAGAGAUGAGCACAGAGAGACACAAGAAUGGCGCUCAGAGCGAUGCGUGCAAACCUGUUUCUCCUGCUUUUGAUCCAGAUCAGCCAAGUGGAACCAAGAAAGAUGAAGUUGAGUCAAACCAGGAUAACAAACCACCACAGCUCAUCCAAACUGCCCUGGAAAGACCAAAGGAAGACAUUCAUCAGGUCCAACUAUCAAUCCAUGAUAGGCACAUUAGUCCUGCAAGUUUUCUUGAACAGGAAGAAAUUCAAAUGACUGUGAUACACGGGAAGGAACCACGGCAGGAAUCAAGUGUCAAGAUUGAGAUCACUUCAUUAAACAAAGGUGAUAUUCAGCCCAUUAACUCUUCAAUUAGAGUGACACAAGAAGCGCCAGAGUGCCUCACUGAAACUCUCUCACAUCCUGACGUCGAGACACUCUCUAAGGCCCAAACAGAAGAUCAGAAAACCAAUGCAACAAAAGAGGAAGCUGAUAAUCUGAUAAAUAGUACAUCAGUUCAAAAGGGAAGUGGAAAGGUAGUUAGGUCUGAACCACAAGAUGUUCCCCACACAGGCACCACAACAACCACCUUUGAGAAAAAUGAAGCGAGUGUUGAGCAGUCUGAAUUAGCUAUUGACACACCAGAAAGAUCUCUAUUGACAGACGUCUUCUCACGGACCAAGGCAAUCAUAGACAUGGAACUUCUCAAUGAGGAGGCAUUUGAGGAUUGUUUAGCAGAGCAGAUGACGUCCCCCAGCAGUGACCUGGAUGGUCUCCUGUGCAGGCUUGUUUCAAAUCUCCUGAGCUGUAAGAAUCACUCAGCUGAACUCCAGCCGGCAGCCAUGAGCCAGCAGGUGAAGGAGGCUGAGAAGUGUCGAGCCAUGGCCCAGGACCAGGCAUCUCUCCUGUGCCAGCAGAGGGAAGCAGAAGCUGACAGGUCCGAAGCUCUGAAGUACAUGGAGGACCAGUGGAGUGCUGCUGCUCAGGAUGCAAUCGCUGUCAUCCAAAACAAAGUAGACCAGCUUCAGGUUGUGCAGGAAUUCUGUCACCAGACUCACAAAGCCAAGGCCACAUUGGAAAGACUGGCAGCUCAAUUGGAUGUUUUGAGACUUUCCCAAGCAGAGAGCAGCCAGGAGGAGUCCAACCGCCUGAACUCCAUGAAGAGAACUCUCGAGGAGAAACGGACUGUCCUUGGAGAGUUACUUGGCAUCCAUACAAAGCUGUACCCUCUUCUUAGCCGCGCUCAUCAAGCAGCUGCGAAGAGUAUGCUUCAGACUCGACAUCAGGAAUGGAGAGAACUGGAGAGAGCUGUGGACAAAGCAUUACAUCAUGCCGAUGUUCAGUCACAUAGCUGCAGCAGUCUUUUGCUGGAGUUAUCCCAUCUACGGGGACACUUAGAAUCAAUCAGUGAAGAACCUGAAGCCGAACACCCUGAAGUAUCUCUGUGGGAUUGCAAGAAAGCAAAGCAGUUGAUGAUGGCACACGCUGAAGUUAAAGGUGCCCACGUCAAAUAUCUCCAUUUGAAAGAAAUGUCAGAGGCACUACCCGCGAGCUUAUGGCCAAAAGAAACAGUAGAGAUAAAGAAAGCGCUCCUAAAUGUCAAAGACCAACUUUGUCUCACAGAGGAAUGGAUGUCCUCUCAAAUCCAGAAAAGCAGUAAUCCCGUCAUUAAGAAAGUUAUGACAUUGGGGAGGGAUGGACUCUCAUGGGCUAAGAAGAUUGAGAGUGAAAUUGAGGGCAGGUGCAAUAGGGUGUGCCUUCUCCCUGAGGCGGUUUACCACCAGCUCAGGGCAAUUAAAAAGCUGCAGUCUGAGGUCACAGUGAAACGGAGGCAACUCAACUCACAGGUGAAGGCAGCGACAGAACUUCUGCCACAGCUGGACCAGAUUGAGGAAAUGCCUGUGAUGCAUUCCCUGUUGGAAUAUCUUGAAGAGCGUUCAAAGUCAAUCACGGAGAAGCUGUCCAAGGCUGUGAAGGACAUAGAAUCUGGUCUGCAGGUCAGAGAAAAGCUGUCAGAACAGAUUGCAAAUAUCGACUCCUGGGUCGGGACACAUCUGCAAAGAGAGACAAUGAAGACCAUCAGGAUGGAAUUUAUGAGUCCUGGUGAGGUUGAUCGCAGUGAUCUUGAGAUCCAGGAGACCCUUGUUGAGGCAGAAAAGCAGUCUGCUGCCUGUGAAGCUCUUUUAAUGAAGAGUAAAGACAUUGCUUCUGAGCUUAGCAUCACAGAGAACUGCCAGCUUUUUGACAAGCUUAUCAACCUCCAGGAAGACAUCAGCAACAUUAGUAGCCAUGAAAGGGUCAACAAAAAAGAGCUUGAUGAACAUGUCCGAGCUAUAGAAUCAAACAAGAGAGAGCUUAUCACUGUUGAAAGAAGCCUAAGGCAGAUGCAAGAAGACCUGAACAAACUGAGGUUCCCCGUCACAACAGAAUUGCUGCAAAUUUUGGAAUCUUUCAAACAAAUGCUUUUGGAGCACAAGUCCAAGAUUGACCUUCUCCAAUCCUGGAUUCAGGAAGACAAGACAAGUGAAUUGUAUUCAGUCACUGCUGAAAUUCAUAACAAACUGACUACCCUGCAAUUAAAGGCCAGAGACCACGAGAAGUACCUCAACAUGAGGCAGACUGUGGAGGACCUUAAAGAGGCUGUCGAGGAGCAGCUCAGUCAGACCAAAGAAGACAGCCAGGUGGAGGAGAAGUACAAGAUCUACCAGAAGCUUCUUUUUCACUUCCCUCUGAUAAAAAGACUUUGCAAGGAGGUUGGAUCGAAACUCCAUAUGAUCUCGACUGACCUAUAUCCUUCUCAGCUGUGCUCAGAGCAACAGAGACUUCAACAAAACGAGGAGCGCUUUAAAACAUUGGAAAUGAAAACCCUCAGCAAUCUCAGCAUUAUCGAGUGGUCUCUGUUUAAAGAACUUGAUCUCGACUCAGAGAGGAAAGUCAUGCGAGCCUUCCUCUGGGAUGCUCACCAGGAGCUUCAGAACCCCCCACCGAUGACGCCAAAUGAAACAUGCAUUAAUAAGGAAUACCAGAGGAUCCUGUUUUUGAAAAAGAUGGUUGAGUCGCGAAUGAGAGUACUAGAAGUUCUAGAGCAUAAUAAAGGCAACACGGAAGGAACCGGAUCAUCAGAUCUUGAAGACUUGAAGAAUGUCUUUCUACGUGAAUGUGACUCACAAAUGGACAAUAUCGCUGAUGCAAGGACAUCACUGAGAAACUACACCCAUACUGUAAAACAAGCACUGCAGUUCUUGAGGGACUUUGAGGUCUCUCUGCUGCCCCUUCCUGCCUUAACUGGAGUCUGUUGUGAAAAGUUGGAGGAGACGCAGGUCAUCUUGGCCUCACUGGAGGAUCAUUUCCAGCCUUACAUGGACCAGUUGAGCCAAGUUGCCCUGCAUCCUUUACUGUCCCCCGUGGAGUUAGAGCGACUCCAAGAGAGUAUUCUGAGCCAGUUCCUGGUGAGGAUGUCCACACUUAAAGCAAAUGGUUACCUUCAAUUGGAGAAUCUCAGCAGCUGUGCAGAAAACUACAGAAAAUACACAAAAUUCCAUGACAAAAUUAGUCUAAGUAUGAGGAAAGCCGAGGCUAGCCUGGAGCAGUUUACCUCUCAGAAGGUCAACUCGCUAGCCGACUGCAGUGAGCAACUGGAAAAGCUUAAAGUUCUGCAAGAGGAUCUGGACUCUGUACAGGAUCAUCUUGAGGAGAUGGUGGAGUGGUGUCCAGAGCAGAGGUGCCGAGGACACCGAGAGACCUCCAUGGCUGCAGACUGGCGACGCGUGACAAAACUCCGCCUUUGCUCACAACAGCUGACUGCGAGACUCAAACAGAGGAUUGUAGAAUGGAGUGACAUCACCCGCAGUGUGGAGAAAGCCUCCGCUGUGCUGCAGCAGGUGAAGGAGGAGCUCCCCCAGCCUGCCCCGUUGAUGGCCUCCACUAAAGAACUUCUUGACCUGCAGCAGCGCUGGGAACAAUACCAGGACAGACUGGACUGCGAACAUCGUGCACUUUCCAUCCUGGAAUUACGUGUAGCCAGGCUGCUAGGCGUCCCUGCCAACAUGGAACAGGCACCGCCAACUCCAUUCUGUCUGCAGCUGCAAGCGAUGCAGACCAUCUAUGACACCCUUAAGCAGAGGAGCCGAGAAGGUUUGGAGUGGAUCAAGCUGGAGCUGGAGGAGAAAGAAAAAGUGCAAGAAGAGCUGCAGGUGGUUUGGGUUUGGUUGACGGCGGCUGACAGUCUUUUGUCAGACAUAGAUCCAAGCAGCAGCCCAGCAAAACUGAAGGGGAUCCACAGCCAAUUGUGCAUCCAGAAAGCUCUGGUCCAUCGCAUCAAGGAGAGGCUGAAGUCAAAGUACUUUGAAUCUGACAUGGUCCCUGUCGAGAUCAACGGCCAACUUCAGGAGAUCCAAAAGACUCUGGAGCAAGUCGAGGAUAAGGUUGAAGAGGCGAUCGAGAAGAGUGGACCCGUGCACAGAAUCGCAGCAAAGCUACUCGAGACGCAAGCUGGCCUGAGGUCAGUGCAGGAGAGGCUGGAAGACAGAAGUUCCAGUGUGGCAGAAGCAAAGCUCGCUCAGAAGAUGGUGUGGGACAAGCUGGACAAGUGGCACUCGUGUGUUGCGGCGCUGGAGUCUGACGUGCAGGGCUUGGAGAGUCCACAGGAGGCACUGUACCUCACAGAAAGAUUGGUGGAGGUGCAGCAGCUCCAUGUACAGCUCGUCAAACAGGCAGAGCAGAAGACAACACUCCUUAGCAGGAUGCAAACUUGGCUUGAGGAGCAUCAGGAAAUGAUCAACAGCUCCAAGAGUUGGAUGUCGGACUCUCAGUCGUGGCUCGCCGCUCCGCGCACUUACACCACGGCUAAAUGUCUGAGUGAACACGUUGGAGCUCUGCAGACGGUGUUGAAUGACUCGGAGCAGAUCCGAACCACGUUGCAGGAUUUCACUUCAGUCCUGGACCAAAUCUCUCAAGCGGUCGAGGUCUCGACUCUUCGGGAACAAUUGGCGGACGCCGACCUCCAAGUGGCAGCCGUUCAGGAGACUUUUGCGGCUCCAUUGUCUCGACUUGAGCAUGCUGCUGCUGAGGUCAACAUGAUGGAGACUGAAGUCAGGAAGAUGCAGAAUAACAUUGCUGAGAUUAAGACUAUCUUCUGUUCUCCAGAGACGUUUCCCAGUCCCAAGGAGAAACGUCUGAAGAUGGUUGAGCAGAAGAUCCAGUCCAUGAGGAGCAGCAUAGCCGACAUCCAGAAAUCCAAACUGGACCUUCAUCUUCCAGAAAAGGCAGAGGAGACCUUGACUGUCUUUAGUGUCAUCAAUCAGCUACAAACUUUGCUGCUGGAACUGGAGAAGAAGGUUCCAGCUCUGUUCAUCCAGCAUCUUCCGACUCAGACUCAACAUACUCAACAGGUUCAAGGCAGAGCCCAAUUGGUGACAUCCCAACCAGAACUAGAGGAAUCCAGCUCAGAAGAGCCCGAGGUGGGCGAUGCUGAGCCGGGCCGCAUCAGGAUUGCCCACGUCGAGGACAAUGUGCUACAACGCUCUGGAGACUCACCGAUGACAGCGAAAAGAGCGACGCCUGAGCAGAGACGCUCGGAGAUGGCCGACAGUGGGCCGCGAGGGCGUGACGGCGGUGGUGGCGACGGCGAUGAUGACAGUGGCGGUGGCGGUGGCGAGGUGCUCCCAGCUGAGGAGGCCUGUCAGAAAAUGGGAGGGGAGGCGCCGGAACUGAAGGCAGGUGCAGGAGGUGUUUUGUGGUGGCUCUGGGAUACUUUCCAGGGUGCUUCUCCAGAGGACGUCAGCAGCGUUAGUGUCCCAGAAAGGAGCCAAGCUUCACGCGGACAAAGUCAACAGGGCUCCGGUGCCCCCGAUGAUAGUUCCUCUGAGGCUAGAUCCUCAACCCUGGACUCAGUCAGAUGUCAGAACUUCCCCGAUCGCAUGGUGUGCCGGUCUGGUUCUGUGCAGGACCCCCGCAAAGGCAGACUCCUCGCCGGCCGGGACCGGGAGGGGCCGCUCCCGGACGCGCUGCUGCGGGCGGACGUCUGCCUUGGUGCGGCGCGACUGCGGCUGGCGGCCGCCGGGGAAGACGGCGAAGAGGAGCGCGUGACGCAACAACCGGUCGCCUGCCAGGAGAUGUUCUCGGAGUCGGAGUCGGGCCCCGCCGGCCCCUCGGACCGGGACGUGCCGCUCGGUCGCGGCGAGGCGGCGGAGAGGGACGGCGGCGUGGGCCGGUCCGAGGAGGCGGCCGAGCUACUUCGGUCCGAACUGGAGCUCGUCGAGUCUCAGCUGAUCCCCUUCCAGAAACUUCCGCAGGCCAAACAGGAGACGGUACAAGAGGAGUUGGAGCGACAGCCGAGCGAGCAGCGAGGCUCGACGCGGGCCGCGGCCGGACUCGCCCCCCGAGGAGCCGAAGAGGCGCCGGCGUCGCCACGGAGGUCUCCCGCUGAGGACGCGGCGGCGGGGCGGUCGGGCCUUCGCCGCGGGUUGCCGGAGCUGGAGGACGGCUGGAGGCGGCCGGCGGAUUCUCAGGUGACAAAAUCGUCCGGCGCCGACGAAGCCGGGGGAUGUCCGAUCGCCUCCGACGACCUCGAGGAGCCUCGAGCUCGCGUCGGACGCCUGGCGCAGCGGCGGGAGGACGAGGAGGAGGAUCCGAGGGGCGGCGAGGAAACGGCCGCGCACUGCAAGCAUUUGGCGCGCAGCCUGACGAGUCUGGCCGGUGUCGGCCGCGAACGUUUGGCGCGGUCGCCGCGGCUCCGCAGCGCGACCGGCCUGAGCCAGCAACUCGCCGCUCACACGAAGUUCUUCCACUUCCUGCACCAACAUCUGCACGUCCUGCACUUCCUGAGCUGCAGAGUUCCCGAGAGCGCCCUCCCCAUCCGGGCUCUGCAGGAGGAGAUGCUCUCCCUGCAGACGCAGGCGCUCCACACGGGCGUCCGCAUGGAAGAAAUCCUUCAGAGGUGGCGGGAGUGGGAGGAAGACGCCGCCCGCUGCCGGUCGCUGCUGACGAGCGUGGAGACGGCACUUUCCGGCGGGCGCGUCCGCGCACCGGCGUCCCAGGAUGCGUCUCGCAUACUGGAUGAGAACGCGGCACAGCUGGCUUGUACGCUGGAGGCGGGGCUUCGGCUGCAGCGGGCCGGCUGCACCCGAGUGGGCGUGGCCUGCGGGGAUUUGGAGGCUCGCUGGACUCGACUCAACAAAACGUUCAAGCGACAGAAUGCAGACAUGGAGAGGAAGACAAAACUCAGCCACAGUUUCACACACGACUCCACUGCCCUCAGUGAGUGGAUGGGCGUGGCCAGAGAGCUGAUUGACAGGUGGAGUCUUCUGACGGUCUCGGCCACUGAGGACGCUGCAGGUGGCGAGCAGAGGCGGGAGGAAUACCGUCGCUUUGUGGCCCUGAUCAAGGAUCUUGAGGACCAAAGCAGACUCAAAGAAGCUGUCACCUCCCAGUUGGGGGAGCUGAGGGGAAUUGACCGAGACUUGGGAGAAGAUCCCGAGGAUGGAUCGUCCCUGUGCGAGACCCCGGACAAGGAUCUCGAUUGCAUGAGCGAACGUCUUGGACGCUUGAAGCGCGACUGGUCAUCUCUGCUGGCAGACGUUCCGACGGUCCAAAACGCUCUGCACAAGUGGUGGAUGGAGACGUUGAGCCAGCAGGAGGCGCUGCAGGAGCUGCAGGCCUGGUUGACGGACUCGGAGUCUCGACUAGAAGAGCGAAGACGGCGUGUGGGUCGAAACUCGUGCACCGCCGCCGACCUCUGGCUGCUCCUCAAGUACUACAAGGAGUGUCGUGCGGAGAUGUCGGCGCAUCGGGCCACCCUGGACCACGCUAGCCAACCUGGGCAGACGUGUAGUACCGGGAAGGGCCCGGGGGGGCGCUACGACGCCAACCGGCUGGCGGAGGACCAGGGAAGCCUCAAGCGGCGCUGGCUCAUGAUGCAAACGACUCUCGACGUUCAGAUUGGCGAGCUGGAGGAGGACUUGAGGGUCAGGACGGAGCAGGAAGUUGGUCUUGAGCGCGUUGACGCCUGGAUGGUGGAUCAGAAACAGAGUCUGGACUCGACCCGGGCACCCCGCAGCCUGGCCGACCUUCAGCGGGACCCCCACCAGGAUCUUGAUGAGCAAAUCCAGAUGAGACAGGUCGCUCUGCAGGAGCUAGCAGACCAACAUGGCCGGCGAGGAGGUGGUGGAGCCUUCAGGUGUCACAUUGACCAGUCCAGAGCGGCGUGCGUGGAGCUAGCACAGCAGAACAAGGCGGUCACGAGUCACCUUAUGGCGACGAGGCAGCUGUGGCUUAGCUUGGACAUGAAAGUGGACGACAUGACGCAGAGACGAGUGAGGACGUCUCAGAUGUUGGGUCUUCUCCGCGGUCAGAGCCUCUCGCUGCAGGCCCACAAAGAUCUCCAAUGUCAGCUGCAGAGUCUUCAUGAAGACAUGAAGGCUUCAGAGUCUGACUGGGACCGUCUCCAUCAAACCUUUGCGGCUCUCAAAGACCGAGUACACCCGGACGCAGCAAACAUGCUCGCUCAGCGCAUCGACACACAAACUCACAGCUGGUCUGUCGUGCGUUCCUGUUUGGACCAGCACCUCCAGAGGAGCCUUGUCCGGCAGACGGUGUGGGAGGUUCACACCCUAAGUGUAGCCGUCCUGUGGGAGCGCGUGAAAGAGCUAAAGAGGGACGCCGCAUCCGUCCCCAACUGGGACGGCGCAGCGUGCCAACAUCUGGACGACCUCAACCAGGACUUGCAGAAACUUCAAACUCUGCAGGAGAGAGUAGACUCUUUCCAGUGUGACUUGCAAGGGGUGCUGGAGGCCUCCAAGGACCUGAUUGGUCAGCUGGAGCCCUCUGUGGCUGCUCUGGUCCAAUCGGAGAGCAGGUUGCUGUCUCGUGCCGCCCUUCGGCUUGGACACACGCUGGCUGAGAAACGGGACGAACUGCAGGAGGAGCUGCAGACGCUGCAGGAGGUCAGCAGCCUCCUGGACACUCUGGAGGCCACACUGGAGAGCUGGAUGGAGCGUCUGGAGCACGCGGCGCAGCACACCGUCGAGCAGAAUGCCGUCGAGCAGAACGCCGUCGAGCAGAACGCCGUCGAGCAGAACGCCGUCGAACAGCGCGUCCUGCUGGACCCGUGCGCUCUGGCCGCCGACCUGGACGUACUCAACGAGCUGAGUCGUGGCCUGACGUUGAACGACGGCGUCGCGCGACGCCUGAGGCGCCUGAACCGACGAUGGAGCGACGCCUCCGCCAGAGCCCAGGAAGCCUGCAGUGAGCUGCAGGCGGAGGCGUUGCGCCAUCAGAGCUUCGAGCAAAAGUGCGAGAGCUGGAUGUCGUUCUUGCAGAGGAUGGAGGAGCGUGUGGCCGUGGACGUGUCGGGAUCGUACACCGGGCUCAGGCAGCAGCUGCGCGCUCACAAGCGCUUCCAGGCGGAGAUGUCCAUGGGCCACCAGAUCCUUCAUUCCGUCAUCUCCGACGCGCUUCGCCUACUGCAGAGAGGAGACGUGGACGAUAGGAGCGACUUCAUCCUGAAGCUGACGCAGCUGCGCGAGCAGUGGCGCGGCGCGGCCCAGGGGGCCGAGCGGCAGCGCUCCCUGGUGGAGGGCCCGGUCCAGCGGUGGCACCAGUACCGCCGCGGCCUCCGCAAGCUCCGGCGCUUCCUGGCCCACACGCAGAACCUCCUGCCGGGAGCCGGGCCCGGCGGCCUGCGGACCCUACGGCGAUCUCUGGGACAGCUGCAGCACACGCAGCUGCUCUUCCGGCGCCAUCAGAGCAGCUUCAUCCACACGCUGGAGCUGGGCCGCCAGCUCUUCUCCGCAGCUGGCGAGCGGGACGCCCAGGACGCCAUCCGGGCCGAGCUGGCGACGCUGCAGGACGACUGGGAGCGCCUGCGCGGCGCGCUGGCCCGCCGCCUGGACCUCACCCGGGCCGUCGUGGAGAACUGGGAUCGCUGCGAGGCCGGACUGGAGGACAAAAUGCUGCUGCUGAAGGACAUGAAGACCAGGCUCAACCAGUCAAUGCCAGAGUGCGGCACGCACGGCGACCAGGAGAAGGAGGAGGACGGUCUGGAGGACGGUCUGGAGGACGCUCUGCGGGACUGGGCCCGCAGCCUGAGCCGGCUGAGCGCCAUGAAGACGGACCUGAGUCAGUACGUGAUGGCCGACGACGUCCUGGUUCUACACGAGCGCGUCCGACACCUUGACUGCCACUGGGAGGAGCUGUGCCUCAAGGUGUCCCUUCGCAAGCAGGAAAUCGGCGACCGGCUGAAUGCGUGGAUGAUGUUCAAGGAGAAAAAUGCCGAGCUGUGCGACUGGCUCACGCACAUGGAGAACAAGAUGGCCGACGAGUCCCACCUCAACAUCGAGGAGAUGGUGGAGAAGCUCAAGAAGGACUGCAUGGAGGAGAUGAACCUGUUCAGCGAGAACAAAAGUCACCUGAAGCAGCUGGGAGAGCAAAUCAUCGACGCCAGCAACAAGACCAAAGAGAGCGACGUCAACGACACCCUCUACCACGUCAACGACCGAUGGCAGCACCUGUUCCACCACAUCGAGGCCAGGGUGCGGAAGCUGAAGGAGACGCUGGCAACGGUGCAGCAGCUGGACAACGACAUGAACGAGCUGCGCACGUGGUUGGCACGCGUGGAGGCCCAACUGGCCCAGCCGCCCGUCUACCACGUCUGCCACGCCGACGACAUUCACCACAAGCUGGAGCGGCAGCAGGAGGUGCAGCGCGACAUCGACGACCACGCGGCAACGGUGGCUUCGGUGGCGAGGUCGUGCGACGUCCUACUGCGCGACGCCGACGCCUGCGGCGGCGAGUCGGAACGCGAUGCCAUCCUGCAGGCCGCUAGCAGUCUGGACCGACGCUGGAGGAACAUCUGCGCCAUGGCCCUGGAGAGGAGGAUGAGGAUCGAGGAGACGUGGCGUCUGUGGUGCAAGUUCCUGGACGACUUGGCUCGCUUCGAGGACUGGCUGAAGGUGGCCGAGCUGACGGCGGCCAAUCCCGACUCUGCCGACGUCCUCUACACCAGUGCCAAGGAGGAGCUCAAGAAAUUUGAGGCCUUCCAGCGCCAGGUGCACGAGCGUUUGACCCAGAUGGAGCUGGUCAACAAGCAGUACCGCCGGCUGGCCCGCGAGAACCGGACAGACGCCGCCGGCGACCUCCGCCUGAGGGUCGACCGGGGCAACCGGCGAUGGGAUGGCCUCCGGAGACGAGUGGCCGCCGUUCUGCGACGACUCAAGCACUUCACGUCGCAGAGAGAAGAUUUUGAGGGCACUCGCGAGGGAAUCCUAAUGUGGCUGACUGAGAUGGACCUGCAGCUCACCGACGUGGAGCACUUCUCCGAGAGCGACAUGGAGGACAAAAUGAGGCAGAUGAAGGCCUUCCAGCAUGAGAUUACGCUCAAUGCCAACAAGAUCGACGCCCUCAUCGUGUUUGGCGAGAACCUGAUUCAGAAGAGCGCUCCUCUGGACGCGGCGCUCAUCGAGGAAGAGCUGGAGGAACUGCACUCGUAUUGCCAGGAAGUGUUUGGCCGUGUGGCACGUUUUCAUCAUCGGCUUGUCUGCCGCCGCCCAGUUGAGGUGCUGGAGGAGGAACUGUCUGACCAGGAGAACCCUGCCAAAGCGAGCGGCGCGGUGUCUUCGUGGAGGGACUCAUUCAAGAAGGACGGCGCCGAACGCCAGACCUCGUGCCAGCUCCUGGUGCCGCCUCUGGAACAUUCUGGAAGAGAGACGCCCGUCAGCGUGGACUCCAUCCCGCUGGAGUGGGACCACACGGUGGACGUGGGAGGGUCCUCAUCACAAGAAGACGACGAGGACACCGAGGACGUCGCAUUCUUCAGCACCCUGUCAGUGAAGUCCGCGAGUGACACGCCAAGCUGGCAUCGUCCUGCCUCCCCGCUGAGGACGGCGCUUAGCCGACAUGUCUGCAGUACUUCAAUCCACCAGCAGGGCUACGUGAAGCUGAUGUCCGAGUGCAGCGGAAGCAUCGAUGACGUCAAGCGAGUCAAGUUGCUCCUUGACGACGAGCAGAAAGUGGAAGGUCCGCUUCGAGCGAAUCUACCGGGUUUGACCAGUGGCACCACGCCUAAACACACGGGAACGGGUGUGAUCGAGCGCUGGGAGGUAGUGCAGGCCCAGAAGGUCCAGCAGGAGACGGAGGUCCAUCAGAACCCGCAGCAAUGGCACCAGUUCAGCACUGACCUCAGUGACGUCACUUCCUGGCUGAACAGGAAGCUCCCCGAUCUGGAGGCGCUGCAGACGAUCCCGCCCUCCACCGGCGUCAGACACUUUGAAGACAACGUCAGGACGCUCAAGGAGAUGCAGCGGGCAUUCUGCCUGCACAAGCGCUCGAUGAUCUCGGUCAACCUGGCCAGUCGUCACUUCCUGCUCGCCGGUCGCGACGACGACAGCGAGCAGCUAAAGGAGCUGAAAGUGGGGCUUAGCUCGGCUAAUCACAGCUGGAUGCGAGCCUGCGGCGCUCUGGAGCGCUGGGAGGCGGGGCUUCACGCCGCGCUCAUGCAGUGUCAGGAGUUCCACGAGUCGCUGCAUUCGUUGCUUUUGUGGCUCGCUCAAGUUGAGCAAAAACUAAGCGAGAUAAGCGAGCGGCGCCUGUCACCCUCUUACGCCGCCCUGCUGGAGCAACGGGAUGAGCUGCAGGGGUUGCAGGAGGGACUGCAGGAGCGCCAGGAGGCUGUGGCGUCGCUUCACGCCGUCGGCACGCAGCUCCUCCUGGAGGCGGGCCGGGACCAUGAGGAUUGCGUGCAAGCCGAGGAGAAAGUUCAUGUGGUCAGCAACAAGAUGAAACUGCUCCUCAGGCACGUCCACGAACGCCUCAGUGACCUGAACCAAGACCUCAACACCCUCAAACACCACAAACAGGAAGAGGAGGAGCCAAUAGAUGACCCACAGGCAGACGUGCGAAGAAGGGGUGAGGUCGCCGAGGUCGCGGCCCCCUCCCGCCGCCGGCCUCUCCUGUACCGCGUGGUGCGGGCGGCGUUCCCGCUGCAUGUCUUGUUGGCGCUGGUGCUGGCGUUGGCGUGCUUCGUGGCGGCACCCGCGCAAGAGCCAUCCUACUACAGCUGCUCGCUCACCAACAACUUUGCGCGGUCCUUCUACCCCAUGCUGCGCUACACCAAUGGACCCCCGCCCACGUGACGACAACCCACCCCCCGCCAUGUGUGCGCGUGUGUAUUUAAGAAGGGUUUUUGUUUACUUCAAAGCCAGAAGCAAAGACACUCCACUAUUUUCUAGUUGGCUUUUCAUAACAAACGUAACGCAAAUGGGUUGAUUUUGUCCAAAAGGGUAAAUUUUUUUUUUUUUUUAAUUGAAAAAGUUUGUGGACUUCAAAUUGUUAAAUCUUGUACAUAAUGCCAUUUAUCAUGUUCCCAUACAACGUAAACACACUCUUCUUAUAACAUUGUGAAAAUUUUCGAGCCCAAAACGGCUUUUUCCCCUCAGAAUAUAAAAACUUUUGCCACUUUUUCCGCAAUAUUUUGCAACGUUUUUUGCAACAUUACGACAAUUGCCGUAACAUUCGGACAUUGGUCUUGUUGUAUUCCAACUUGAUUUCAUCAUCUCACAAAAAUUCUUCUUUAUUACAACUUUAUUCUCAGAACAUUGCGACUUUCAAACUGAAAAUAAGACAUUUUUGACAGACCAUAAUUAUAUAAUCUCUAAAUAUUAAUAACUAUAUUCUCGUGUUGUCUUUUUCUCAACUCUCUCAUUUUUACUUUAUUCUCUUUUAUCAAAAAAACCCUUCAGAACAUUAGGACUCCUUUUUCAAAAUCAACUUCAGUCUUGAGUGGGACACCCUUGUAAAAGAGAUUUAUAAGAUUUUUAAAUGAAGGUUAACUUUUUGAAAACACACUUUGCGUGAACGACGAAUAUAGUGGUGCAACUAUUUUAGCAUCAGCCUUUGAGGCCCUCUGCAAAAUGGACAAAAACAAUGGAAUAUUUUCAAUGGAUUUUUUUAUCUUUGCUUCCAUUGAUGACUUUGGGGGAAACAAUUGGUUAGCUGUGUUUUAUUUUUGUGUGUGUCAGAAGUUGUAGGAAACAUAAUUGGUUUACUGUGUUUUAUUUGUGUGUGUGUCAGAAGUUGGGGGAAACAUAAUUGGUUUGCUGUGUUAUAUUUUUGUGUGUGUCAGAAGUAGGACGCUAAUGGACAGCGUUAGCUAAACAAGCGAGCGUAUUGACGAAAAAAUAAUAAUUUGCAUUGUAUUGCUUUUUGUUUUUGCCAGGAAAUGACAAAACAUUUGUAGCUGCUAGCUAGCUAGCUAACUAGCUUCAACCUACAAAUGACAAAACGCUACAAGGUCAAAUCCUCUUCAGCAACAAAUGUAGUUCAGCAUCUCGAUUGAUAUAAAACACCAUUUGAGUAAAGUAUUGGACCCCGUUAUACAAUUUUUGUUUUUUGAUUUUGACAAGCUUGUCAUGUGCCGUGAUUUGCACUUUGCGCCCUCCGGUGGCAAGAACACAAACAGCACAAUAUUUUCAAAGAAUUGUGUGUGCAGGUUGACUGUGCAACACAACAUAUGAGUGUGGACCGUUUAUUUGUCUGAUUUCUGGAAUUAUGUACGCAGACAUUGUCAAUAAACGCUUCAUCAGUGUA